AUGCCCGUGAAACGACGGAAGUUCCUGGUUUCCGAUGAAGAAAUUUGCCAGGUUUUAUUUGCGGACGACAGUGAUGAUGAGACAGGUCUCCAGCUAGACGACGAAGAUAUUGGGUUUUUAGAAACUGAUAUUGAUAAUGGCAUCGAAGAAAUUGAUAUCGAGCAUCCAGAAAAGAGCACUGCAUCAUACCCGCCUAAAAAACGAAGCAGGCCGACGGAAUCUCAUGAGUCUUCACACGGCCCGGUCGAGACAAUGGGCGGGAGAGGUGCUAAGACACUCAACUGGAAAAGAUUCCACAAGGCACGAAGAUUCCCAAGUGAGCAUAGCGUCCAGUACGGAGAGGUCCUCUGCAUUCCACAGUCGCAAGCGAGUGAUGUUACACCCUUGCAAGUCUUUUCUGCAGUGAUGAAUUUCGACAAGCUGUUGUCAGACGUUUUAGUAAAGGAAACCAUUCGGUACUGUGAACAGAAGGGGAGCCUUUUCACAACUUCGGAUGAUGAGAUGAGGGCCUUUCUGGGAAUGAACCUAAUUAUGAGUUACCACGUUCUGCCGGCACUGAGGAACUACUGGUCGACUCUGCCUGAUCUGGGUGUUCCAUACGUUUCCAAUGUUAUGCCACUUCACCGCUUUGAGCAAAUCAGGGGUGCCCUCCACUUUGCAAACAACGAGUGUCAGCCCGACAGACGCGACCCAAGGUUCGACAGGGCUUACAAAGUGCGACCUCUGAUCACUCACUGUAACGAAGCGUUUCAAGCGGCACUAGCCCCUACAAAGCGGCAGUCUAUAGACGAGCACAUGAUCAAAUUCAAGGGGCACAACAUCAUGAAACAAUAUAUAAAAAAUAAGCCUAUCCGCUGGGGGUUCAAGAUGUGGUGCCGCUGUGACUCUGAAACCGGAUACCUCUUUCAGUGCGACAUGUACACGGGGAAGAAGCCGGAAGGCAUGGAGAUGGGACUUGGUGAAUCUGUCGUUGUCGAGCUCACUAGUACCCUCGAAGGCCUCGGAUGCGAAUUCUUUUUCGACAAUUUCUUCCAUUCUCCAGCCCUCCAGCUUCAACUUUCUGAGAGAGACAUAAAGGCAUGUGGUACUGUACGUGCCAAUCGAAAGGGUAUGCCGAAAGCAUUUCCCAGUGACAAAGACAUGAAACGAGGGGACAUCGCAUCUUUCUCCGCUGAUGGCAUUUGUUGCGUCAAAUGGAUGGACAACCGUGCAGUUCUAAUGCUUUCGAACUUCAUUUCUCCUGUGGAGACCGUCACGGUGCAGCGGCGAUGCGCAGGUACAAAGGAAAAAAAGGUAGACGUUCGUUGUCCCCUGGUCGUGAGCGAAUACAAUAAGGGAAUGGGUGAAGUUGACCUCAUGGAUCAAAAGAAAGUGACGUAUGAAGUGGACAGACGAUCAAGAAUAAAGUACUACCUAAGGGUGUUUUUUGACCUCCUUGACAUUGGCGUCAACAACGGUUACAUUGUCUACUGCAAGAUUCAAAGCGAGAAUCCUAGCCUUUCCCCGCUUACCUCGCUAGAGUUCAGACAAGCUGUGGCGCGCUCUCUCAUUGGGAACUUUUCCGGACGUCAUCGUAGUACAGCGAGCAUUGUGCAGACCCAAAAGCGCAGUCAGGUACUCACAAGGCCAGCACCAACGUGCCACCAAAUGGCCAAGGCAUCCGCACGAAAGCGUUGUGUAAACUGUGCGAAAUCAAGGGUGGAAAAUCGCACGAUGAACUGCUGCACAACCUGCGACGUCCGCCUGUGUUUUACUACGACGAGGAACUGCUUUAUCGAGUUUCAUAACGGAGGAAAGCACUAG
Molecule: messenger RNA, 1803 nt
Organism: Ornithodoros turicata
Lineage: Eukaryota; Metazoa; Arthropoda; Arachnida; Ixodida; Argasidae
Product: piggyBac transposable element-derived protein 4-like
Exons: 1
Coding region: 1-1803 (600 amino acids)
Source: RefSeq, a predicted model, not a curated record